Messenger RNA from Guyanagaster necrorhizus, 1041 nucleotides. RefSeq lists its product as uncharacterized. The record is from RefSeq and is a predicted model, not a curated record. Gene Ontology annotation, molecular function: metalloendopeptidase activity. The coding region runs from base 55 to 723 and encodes 222 amino acids. The transcript is spliced from 2 exons. NCBI's taxonomy places the organism in Eukaryota, Fungi, Basidiomycota, Agaricomycetes, Agaricales, Physalacriaceae. Gene Ontology annotation, biological process: mitochondrial protein processing; mitochondrial proton-transporting ATP synthase complex assembly.
GCCACAGUAAGCCUUUGCCCACUACAAGACCAGACCUGUGGAUAGAGAGCUAUCAUGGACUCAGAAAGUGAGCCCAAGCCUUCUACAUCGACUUCCAAUCCCUCGUCUGCCUUUGAACGAUGGCGCAGCUGGGCCAGUGAAAUGACCGGCGUCGGACUGUCCACUGGCACCCCCUCCACAUCCCGACAAACGCGCGACAUUGCGCGCUGCGAGAAAAACAAGCAAUGGCUGAUCGACAAUUCGCCCGUCGUCACCUUCAUGCUUCAGCACCUCGCCCUCAGCGGCUGCCGCGUCCCGGCCCGGAACCUCAUCUGCGGCCCUUGCAACCAGACGCGCGCGGGGGGGUACGACCCCGAGCGCGGCGCCAUCAUCCUCUGCGCGUCCAACUUCUACAGCCGGAGACACAUGGAGCGCACCAUGGCGCACGAGCUCGUGCACAUGUAUGACGACUGCAAAUUCCGCGUGGAUUGGGCGAACUUGCGGCACCAGGCAUGUUCGGAGAUACGGGCGAACAGUCUGAGUGGGGAUUGUCGGUAUACGAGUGAGUUGGCGAGGGGGGUCUUUGGCGUGGCGGGUCAGCACCAGGAGUGUGUGCGGAGACGGGCGGUUGACUCGUUGGCGGCGAAUCCGCUGUGUCCUGACGAAGAGACUGCGAGAAAGGUCGUUAAUGAGGUCUUUGAGAGUUGUUUCAAGGAUACCAGGCCUUUUGAUGAGGUGUAUUGAUGCGCCUUUACUCUCUCUGUACUGAGCGCACGCCCUCUAGCCGUUAUCGGAUUGGGGCUGACCACAGCCUACUCAGGUCUAUAGGAAUAUGAAGUCGUGCGCGCACGACAGGAUUGGGCUUUGCCAUGAUAGCGGCGGCCAUGAGAUACUCUGGGCAGAGGAUACGGCAGUGCAUGUAGUACAGUAUGGGUCCUUAGGACACAACGUAGUCCUCCCGAAAAUAGUGCUUACAUUAGAUUUGUUUUGAGACGGUGCUCGAGUAAGGAAAGGAAAGGAAAGGAAUAUUUCAGUAGAACAAAAUUAAAUAUAUGAAGCAAG